AUGUCUGAAAGAAAAGUGAUCAAUAAGUACUACCCUCCAGAUUAUGAUCCCUUGAAGGAGGAGAAAGUGAAAAGGGUGCGAAAGCCCGGUCCCGCAGGAUGGCCGACUGUGCGAUUGAUGAUACCAUUUUCCAUGAAAUGUCUGAACUGUGGUGAAUAUAUUGGAAAAUCAAAAAAAUUCAACGCUAAAAAAGAGAGCACUAGGGAAGACUACUUAGGGAUUCGCAUUUUCAAUUUCCAUUUCCGAUGUCCACAGUGCUUCUCCGAUCUGGUCUUUCGAACUGACCCCAAAAAUGGAGAUUUUGAGUGUGUCUCAGGCUGUAGACGAAAUUACGAGCGAAAAGAGGGCAAAAUCGCAGCAGAUGAAACCAUGGACGAUAUUGUGAAACGACUAGAAGAAGAAGAGUACAGGGAAAUGUUGGCGAAGGAAGGAAAAAAAGAGAACGAAGAAACCGCUAUGGAACAGCUUGAGAGACGACUUAAUGAACAACAGAAGGAGCAGGAGGCGACGGAGGAGAUCGAGGAACUUCAAGAGAGACACCGACGUCUUGAAAAGGCUAAGCCUAGAAUUCUGGAGGAUCAAGAGUUGCUGGAUGAAAAAGAGGCAAAGCUGGCUUUCAAAGCAAAGUCGCAAUCCAACUCGCUGACGGUGAAUCCCACACCGGAGGGCAAUCAGAUUUCGCUGCUAUCAGGUUAUUCGUCGUCGGACGACGAGACAGUUACGAUAAAACGAAAGAAAACAUCUUUGGGAAUACGGAAAAAAGUCAAGGUGUAG
Molecule: messenger RNA, 774 nt
Organism: Ogataea parapolymorpha DL-1
Lineage: Eukaryota; Fungi; Ascomycota; Pichiomycetes; Pichiales; Pichiaceae
Exons: 1
Coding region: 1-774 (257 amino acids)
Biological process (GO): mRNA splicing, via spliceosome
Cellular component (GO): U2-type catalytic step 1 spliceosome
Source: RefSeq, a predicted model, not a curated record